Trypanosoma brucei brucei TREU927 is the source of this 1638-nucleotide messenger RNA. RefSeq lists its product as hypothetical. Bases 1 to 1638 code for a protein of 545 amino acids. The record is from RefSeq and is a predicted model, not a curated record. NCBI's taxonomy places the organism in Eukaryota, Euglenozoa, Kinetoplastea, Trypanosomatida, Trypanosomatidae. The transcript has a single exon.
AUGGUGAACCGGAAGGCAAAGAAGUCUUCACCCGCCCGUUCAUCCACCGCCGCAGGAGCUGCGGCUGCGGCGGCUCGUGUUGCGAAAGCUGAAACCCAGCGGGCACAACUGCUGGAAUGGUUGGAUGCAAAUGAUCCGUUGUAUGACCGCUCGGGUGCCCCGCCUCUUACGAUCAGCGAGGUGCUGUCGACAAAACUGGCCCACAAAACUUUUACGAAAGCCGAUGUGGGCGAGCGGCCGUAUGACUGGUCGAAACUGCGUGCUGUACUGGAAGCGAGGACGGCAAGCAGCCCACGUUGGUUCAUGCAAAUUCGUGAAGAGGACCUCCUUGUUGAAGGUGGGCUCGACGGCGUAACGGUCGACUGCGUGGUUAUUGCAGAAGCCAGUCAACCAACAUUGGCACCGGCGCACUACAUCGUGAAGCAGCACCUGCCUUUCAGUGAUUUGGAAGAUAAUGCACCAGAGCGCAUUUUGCCUAUAGAAGGACAAAAUAUGUACUGGAAGCGCGUAGUGAGAGAUGACGGUGCAAACAUUAACGCAUUCUUGUUACAGAAGAGAGAUCCCGCCUCAAGUGCACAGUUUGGUUUCAGCGGUGCCACUGCUUCGUCGGGGGAAAGCUCCAAAGCCCCCGUCGCCACUGGUGGAUUUGACUUUGGUUUCGGCAACGCACAGGCAUCAAGUAAUGGCAACAGCGGGGCCAAUGUAACCGGUAGCGGUGGUGUGACGAUUGCUUUUGGUUUUGGUACGGCAGUACCAACAGCUAAUAGCAGUUCAUCCACCGCUGUGGCACCCGCUAGCGGGUUCAACUUUGGAUUCGGUGCGGCACCCGUGGUGGACAGCAAUAAUGCUGUCAGUGGAAAUGGCAGUAAUAGCAGCAAUAAUGUCUUUGGUUUUGGAUCUGCCGUUAACAACAACAAAAACGCUAGUAAUAGUACUGGUAGUGGCCAUAGUCAACAAGGUCGGGAUUUCGAGCAGGUAGUUUCCCCACUUAAGGCGAAUGAAGUGCUUUUCGCGCUGUGGUCGACAAAGCGUUUGAUGGAGAUGUCAAAAUCUCUCAAGUCUGGAAGCCGUGUCGUUCGUGAAGGUUUCAAGCCAAACCCCGGCGCUUCACCCAUCAAACUUGUCAUACAAAAUGAUCUCAAAGAUGAUAUCGCGCAAACUGUAAGGCAAUUGGUUCUCAACAGGCUCUUUGCAAAGCGGUCUUCAAAGGUGAAAGCUGUGGACCAUUGGAUUGAUGCGUGCCCUGUAUACGAGGAUCACCUCGCUGCCGCCAUGCAGAAGUUCCGUGAGAACUAUGUGAAGGAAGUCGCCGAGUCCUCCGAUGAAUUUCACGACUUGUACAAGGAAUAUCAUGAACCAAUGGAAGCAGAACUCAGACGUAUUGUUGAGGGACGGAAGGCAGUGAUAACUCGUGAGCUGGAGCAAGCUGGAGAAAUCAUGCAACUAAUCAAGGAUAAAAAGAUAGCUGAAAAGCAGACUUUUCGGUUGCUGAAGUACUACGCAGCAAACGAUGUUAUGAAAUUCCGACCGUUUGGAAAGGUUAGUGGAAUAUCUGAAAUGGGAGAGUCAGCGGACGUUUGUGAACCGCCAGCGCCCGUCAUUGUGAACCCCUUCAUGACGAUGCAAUCAAAGCCCUAA